AUGGGCCGCGGUGGAUAUAACGGUGGUAGUGCAUCUGUCGACGCGCCAAAAAGCGGCAAUCCUUACAUCUUCGCCGCGGACCGAGAGCUAGACGCCAAUCUUCUUCGUCGCUCACGUAUUGUUGAGGCCGGAGACGGGUUACACAACGAGCACGGCGCCGUGCAAAGCGAGUUCGGAUACAUUCUUAGCGUGGAACCAACAGUAAAUAGCAAGCAACCUGCGCGAGCCAGCUUUGUGAGAAGAAUUCUAUCGAUUUUUAGAAAGACGGACAGGGCUAGUAGCGAAGUCAAGCCAAACAUCAAGUGGGUGUCAGCGUCGCAUCUUUACCAUACAGCUCCUGACGGCUUGGGCUUGGAUCUGGCGAACAAAUAUCAUCUGGAAAAUCCGGAAGCACCAACACCUUGGGGUGAUCAAUACUGGAGGUACGAGUACAACUAG
This is a messenger RNA of Alternaria burnsii, 438 nucleotides long. RefSeq lists its product as uncharacterized. The record is from RefSeq and is a predicted model, not a curated record. The coding region runs from base 1 to 438 and encodes 145 amino acids. Lineage: Eukaryota; Fungi; Ascomycota; Dothideomycetes; Pleosporales; Pleosporaceae. The transcript has a single exon.